Molecule: messenger RNA, 2236 nt
Organism: Panicum hallii
Lineage: Eukaryota; Viridiplantae; Streptophyta; Magnoliopsida; Poales; Poaceae
Product: glutathione S-transferase T3-like
Exons: 3
Coding region: 393-2054 (553 amino acids)
Source: RefSeq, a predicted model, not a curated record
CGUCCCGCCCGCGCGAGCCGCCUCCCGCCUCCCGCCUCCCGCGCCCCGCAGCGCCGCCCGCGCGCCCCACCUCCCGCGGCCCGCCGCCCCUCCCGCGACACGCACCCCCCCCGCGCGCGGGAGCCGCCUCGCGCGUCCAGCCGCCCGUCCCGCCACGCGCCCGCGCGGAAUCGGUGGUCCUCUCGCGGCCCGGUGGUCCGCCCGCGCGAGCCGCCUCCCGCGCGGAAUCGGUGGUCCUCUCGCGGCCCGGUGGCCCGCCCGCGCGAGCCGCCUCCCUCGUCGUGCGCUGCUCGGGCGCCCAUUGCUCCCGGCGCCCCUCCUCCCGCGCUGCUCGGCUGCCGCUGCCCAUCGUCCCGCGCUUCUCGGCCUGGUGCCGCCCCUCCUCCCACACUAUGGACUUCGAGGACUGGUUACAACAAACGGAGAUGGAGCGAGAUGAACAUCAGCGACAAAUGGAGAUGGAGCUAGACGAUCUGGAGGACUUCACCCUCCUGACGAUGUCCAUGUGGGGUCCCCAGGUGCCUCGCGAAAGGGUGCCUCGCCAAAUCGUGCCUCGUGAUCACCAUGAAGGAUACCGUCGGAUAUGGGCAGACUGCUUCGCUCCCGAGCCGGUGUAUGGCGACCGGCUGGAGGAGUGCGACAGUUCCUCCUUCGGGGCCGGCCGAGGGGAAGGCGAGAGGGACUCUCGGCCGUCAUCUGCAAAGGGAGGGGGCAGCGGCGAAGGGAGACGAAAGAGGCGGCGGUCGGCACACCCUCGACGGCGGUUCAUCUCCAGAUCCGCCGACAUCCCGUCUUCCUCGAAGCGGCGCUGGAGGGGAAGGGUCAUGGACCGCGUGACCAAUUACGCGAUGCAAGGAUGCAGCAACAAUGACGAGAGAGAGGAGGUUGAAGCUGCUGCCAAUGCUGCCUCUCGGCAGCAAUGGAUGGGAUCGUUCCAUCCAUACGGAAUGCCGCCACCAGUACCUCCUUAUUUUUACCCUGCUCCACCAACCAUGCCGCCACCAGUACCUCCUUAUUUUUACCCUGCUCCACCAACCAUGCCGCCUCCAGCAGGACCCCCAAUGCAGCAGUUCAGUGAAGGUCCGAGUGUCCGAGUGGGCGACCCCGAUGCUGGGAAAAGUGGUCCGAAGGUCAAGCUUCCCAAUUUCAAUCCCGAAGAAGACGUAAACCUGACAAAGUGGUGGCUAAACAUAAGUACUGACCCGGUUGUCAAUACCGGGCAGCGGAAAGAAGGGUUUUGGUUACAGAUCAUGAAAGGCUACAACUCAUCUCGAGGGGUUUACCCGGAGAGAUCUCAGAAGUCGCUCACGACUCGUUGGGACUACAUCAAAGAGUGCUGCACCAAGUUUUCCGAGUUCUACAGUAGUGUUCUGCGUUUGAAUCCCAGCGGCAUGUCGGACGCGGACAAGACGACGGAGGCAAUGGCUCGGUAUGCUGGGGCAUUGCAGAAGCCUUUCACCCAGAUGCACUCCUGGAAGUUAUUGAAGGAUGAGCCAAAGUGGGAGGCGUGCAUUGGGGCUCACCCCAAGGUACAUGUGCUCGACGACGACUCCUCCGAUGCAGCAGCUGGCGGUGCCAACGAAGUGGGCAGUCCAGCCGAGUCUGAUGUCCCGGCCUCCAGCGGGAGCAAGAGGCCGAUUGGGAGGGAUGCCACUAAAGCAGCGAGGAAAAAGGCCGCCACAUCGUCGUCCUCGUCGGAAUACAUUUCACAAAUGAAUGAUCUAUGGGGCAACAAGCUGUCAUUAAUAAAGGAGAGUCAUGCUGAGAUGGCCAGCCACCACGCCACGAUGGCUGUGCUGCAGGAGAAGAAGAUGACUACGGAAAGGGAGCUGGAGGAACGUCGUCUGGCGCUUGAGGAGAGGCGGCUGGAGAUGGAGAAGAAUGACUGGGAGAGUCGGAUGGAGAUGGAGCGGUCUCGGGCCGCCAAGGAAGAACGCGCGGAAGAGGAACGUAUUCUUAGUAUAGAGCUCGACAAAUGCUCGCUAGCGCUACGGCUGUUCUACAAGCGACAGCAGGAGCAGAUCCUUGCAAAGUACUCGUUGCCUCCUCCCUGACUGGUAUCGGCCUUCCCAACUCUGCGUUGUUUGUAUUAUUUGAGAACUUUGUGUACGAUUGCGGAACUUUGCGUGUAUUCCUGAUCGUAGAACUAUUGCUACAUGUUUGAGAACUUUUAGUGCUGAGUGUUGUAUGAACUGCAAGAACUAUUGUUUAAAUGAACUGUGUGUUGGAAAUUUGA